Messenger RNA from Gigantopelta aegis, 3639 nucleotides. RefSeq names its product transcription factor HES-1-like. The transcript has 4 exons. Lineage: Eukaryota; Metazoa; Mollusca; Gastropoda; Neomphalida; Peltospiridae. The record is from RefSeq and is a predicted model, not a curated record. Gene Ontology annotation, biological process: anterior/posterior pattern specification; regulation of transcription by RNA polymerase II; regulation of neurogenesis. Gene Ontology annotation, cellular component: nucleus. Gene Ontology annotation, molecular function: RNA polymerase II cis-regulatory region sequence-specific DNA binding; DNA-binding transcription factor activity, RNA polymerase II-specific; protein dimerization activity. Bases 260 to 1567 code for a protein of 435 amino acids.
GUCCGCCGUACGCGGGUAGGGCGUGCUCCGUUCACGUGAUUGACACUCGACAAGCGCACCGCUACGUUCGUUGCGAACGCGCCUUGCAUGCGGCUGUCAACGGCACACACUCACACACAUUAUAUACAUACACGCACGCAUACCCAUACACACAUACACACACACGCCACAGAUUGUUCUGGUCAUCCCAGUUCGGGCGACAUUCCCAAUUCUUCUGGACUUUACACGAUUCGGUCGAAUGAGGUGAAUUUUCGCCAAAAUGCAUUCCGAUAAGGUUACUACAACGGCGAGCGAAACUCGCAAAAGCACGAAACCAAUAAUGGAGAAAAAAAGAAGGGCCAGAAUAAAUGCAAGUUUGGCAGAACUGAAAACGUUGCUGCUGGAAGUAAUCAAAAAGGAGGGGUCGAGGCACAGUAAGAUGGAGAAGGCGGACAUAUUGGAAAUGACUGUCAAACACCUGAGACAGAUUCAGCGACAACACUUCACAGGUUCAACUGACCCGACACAUCAUAGCAAGUAUCAAGUCGGUUUCAACGAGUGCGUGCAGGAAGUGAGCAAAUACCUGACGUCACAAGACAUUUGUGACGUCGACAUCAAAGCCAGACUCCUUAACCAUUUGGCGAAUUGUAUAACCGGUUUCGACUCUUCUGGAAUAAGUUCAAUGUCGCCUACUCCGAUUUCGUCACCAGAAAGUACUACUUUUUCUCCGAUGACGUCACCGGAAAGUACUACAUCGCCGAUUCCAUUUCGUUCGAUGGAACAGUCGAUUAUUACGUCACACAGUUCGCCGGUAUUGUUAGCGCCGAGGAUUCACACUCAAACAGUGAACAAUAACAGUGCUACGACGGCGACCAGCAGCUACAACAACAACAACAACAACGUAGCGACAGCAGCGUUGCCACAGCAACAGCCAGUGCAGAUGGCAAAAUUGGUUAGUGGACUGCAGGUGAUUCCGACGAAGUUGCCUUCAGGUGAAAUAGCAUUUGUGUUACCCGCCAAUGUCGUGGGUGGCGCCCAAGUUCCCAACUACAUCAUUCCAAUGUACACGUCACCAGGGUCGAACUUUGUUUCAACCAGUGCCGUCGCCACCGUGCCUGCCCCUCAAGCACAGUCGUUGGUGACCACAUCGUCCUCUGUCGCUGGGACGACGAUAGCACCGCAUUACAACAACCUCCAGACGUGUACCGUCACGGCUCUGACAGAAAAUAUUAAUUUAUUACCUUGUUCGACGGUGCCUCCACCUGGUUCAGGAUUAACACCCACAGUUUUAGGAUUAUCUUCCCCUGGUUCAGGAUUAUCGCCCCCUGGUUCAGGAUUAACUCCGCCUGGCUCAGGUUUACCACCCCAUAUUAUUCUCCCGUCGUCCACCAUUCCAGCAAUAUCGACGAUGGAAUCUUCAGUUUUUUCCCUUGGACACCAGCCCCGUUUUCUCUUGGACAACAGGAUAGGUGACGUUUUACCAAUGGUGCCAGCUAGACCAAAUGUUAAUAAUAUGCAUCCAGUUCAAAACGAGGGCGCUAGGGGCGCGGCAGAGGAAGAUGAUGAUGCUGUGUGGAGACCGUGGUGAAAUGCGGUACUCAGAUGAUGUGAUAUAUUUCAUAUUGUGAUGUUUUCCAAAUAACUGUUGGUUCCUAAAGCUGCGAUUACACUGUGCGAUUUAUAAUAACGAUCCAGUGUUAUUUUAAACGCAUUUAAACAUUAUAAGCUUUAGGAUACAGAUUCCGAUAAAUUGAAAGUAUGUGCUUCUUAAAGUUACGAUUACACUGUGCGAUUAAUACUAAUGAUCCAGUUGUAAUUUAAACUCAUUUAAUGAUUAUGAGCUAUAGGAUACAGAUUCUGAUAAAUUGAAACUAUGUGCUUCUUAAAGCUGCGAUUACACUUUUCGAUUUACAAUAACGGUCAAGUUGCAUUUUAAACGCAUUUAAAGAUUCUAAGCUGUAGGAUGCAGGUUCUGAUGAAAAUGAAACCAUUAAAACAUCAAAUCGUAAACAAACUGAAUGGUUCAAACAUUAUUGUUAUUGAUAGGUGUUACACUGGGGGGGGGGGGGAGCAAUUUCAUGAGGGAUAAUUUUGUGCUUCUUGGAUUGUAACUAGCAGAUGUAGCCAAAAGAAAACAGGAUUUUACUAGAGUUUCGUGUUAAUUUCUUAUUUUAAUUGGCGGAAUUGACAUGUAAGCGCUUCUCAACGGAUUAUUGUUUCAAAGUUUCCAUGUGGAAUUUUAGUAUUCCAUGGAUUACCUUUUCUUGUGCCAUGGACAUUUUAAGAAGUAGCAAAUACCUCAUUAUAUAUCUGCAUAGAUUAUACACUCGCUAUCAUGUCAGUUACAAACAAGUACUAAUUUAGCAUAAUAAUAUUAUAGACUUUACAAAAAUACUGAUAGCGAGUUUAUUAUUUUAAUUUUUUGAAUUACCGUCACCGCGUUUUAAAAUAUUUCUUGAUGUUCUCUAUUUAGAAAAGGUCUUAAGAUUUUAAAAGGUUGAUCUUAAUGACUAUUUUAUUUUAUGUAAAUAAGUAAAUGUUGUUUUUAUACGUUGGGUAGAGCAUAUUGCGAAAAUACUGCCUGCUAAUACGAUGUUGGUAUUUGAAUUUCAUGUACCAAUCAUAUACACUUUUAUUAUUUAAUCCAGACUCGGUCAAGUAUUAAUGGUUAGCCCUGCAGAACAAAAUAAUUAUUUUAUUUAGCAUUCAUUUUUUGUUCUUUUCUUUGAGGGGGUGGGGGUCAUUUUUUGUUUUCAGUAGCUGACCCUUAGAUAGAUAAAAUAGAUAGGAAUACGUAGUAAGAUAAAAAGAAGGUUUUUUUAAAAUAUAUUAUGUACCAAAACGUAUAUCUGUCUAUAACUCUAAAAUAAAAGAAAAUACUGUUUUAAAUCUACUAUAGUAGGUUAUUAAUGACCAAAAAACCCACAACCUAAAUUUAACGAGAUUGUUUCUAAACAUACAAAGAAUGUCAUAUUACUGUUGAAUGCAAUAUUUGUAUUUUAGAAAAUACUACCGACCAAUAAAUUCACGCCCUCCGAUUUCACGGAAACGAUGGUUUCCGGUACCGUGUCGGUAAAAUGACGUAACCAAAAUUUCGUUUCUCGUGAUUAUUAUUUAGCAAUAGGACUAGUCAACUAAAAUGGUAUAUACGGUUUCUGAUGGGUUUCCAUGAUCACAUGGCACGGAACCGAAAACGUGUUCCCCAUAAAAUUUGUAUUCCUAUGGCCUAGAAUUGUCAGUUUAGUGUAAUCUGCAGAUGUAUUACAGUUGAGCAGUCUAUAACGCACACUCUGCAUAAUAGCGACCUGCCUAUACAGGACUCCAUAAUAGCAGCGACCUGUUUAUUUAGGAUUUUAUUAGCCAUAACCACGUGUUCAUAAAUGAUCUCUGCAAUAGCGUAGACAUUUUCAAUAUGCCCCUUUGAAAGAGAAAUGCAAUUGUUUUGUGUCAGUAUAAAUAUAAAAAAUGUUGCUAAAGGGCACAGAAUAUGCAAUUGGUUUACGUCACUAUAAACAUAAAGGGCAGAAUUUACGAAACCUGUUUUUCUUAAAGUUAAACGCAUGUGUUUAAGCAUUGUAAAUGUACGUAGUUACACGUGGGUAACACAUAAACAGGUGUUCAAGCAUUGUAAAUGUACGUAGUUACACGUGGGUAACACAU